This is a messenger RNA of Cynara cardunculus var. scolymus (artichoke), 468 nucleotides long. RefSeq lists its product as uncharacterized. The coding region runs from base 1 to 468 and encodes 155 amino acids. NCBI's taxonomy places the organism in Eukaryota, Viridiplantae, Streptophyta, Magnoliopsida, Asterales, Asteraceae. The record is from RefSeq and is a predicted model, not a curated record. The transcript has a single exon.
AUGUCUCCAUAUAAGCUAGUCUAUGGAAAAGCCUACCAUCUACCUUUAGAACUUGAGCACAAAGCAUAUUGGGCAAUCAAAGAGCUAAAUAUGUCUUUGGAUGAUGCUGGAAAGAAAAGAAAGUUACAACUGAGUGAAAUGGAGGAACAUAGACGAAUGUCUUAUGAGAAUGCCAAGAUCUAUAAAGAAAAGAUAAAGAAGUGGCAUGACAACAGAAUCCAAGACAGAGAGUUGAAAGAAGGACAGAAAGUCCUCUUAUUCAACUCUAGGUUGAAAUUAUUCCCAGGAAAGCUCAAGUCUAGGUGGUCUGGACCUUUUUUCAUCCAUAAGUUGUACUCUUAUGGAGCAGUUGACCUGAUCAACCCGAAGAACAACAUGGUGUUUAAAGUGAAUGGGCAACGAGUUAAGGUAUUUCAUGAUCCUGUAGCAUUCCCAGAGCAUUACUCUGAGAAUUUGGCCACACCUUAG